AUGAUAUCGUCGGGCUUCACCAACGCGCCUGUCUCACAAUUCCUCGUCUUCGGAACUGUCGUCGGCGCGCUCGUCGCGACACUCACGGACACACGAUACUACCUGCCGGUCGCCGUUGUACCGCACAUCUGGGGCUAUGGGCAAUUAUGGCGAUUUGUGACGUGGGGCUGGGUGUUCACGAAUAGCACCGAGGUGCUGUUCGGCGUGCUCUCGUUCUACCAGCUGCGCGUCAUCGAGCGACUAUGGGGGAGCAGGAAGUUCCUCUCCUUCAUCGUCACAACGCUCCCAUACACCACCAUCCUCCCGCCCCUCCUGCUCACCUUCGUCCUGCGCCCGCUCUCCCUCGGCUACGUAAACUUCCUCCCCAGCGGGCCCACCAGCAUCCUCUUCGCCCUGCUGGCAAACUACUACGCCGCCAUCCCCUACACCUACAAAUACCGCGUCUCGCCCGCGUCCCCCGCGGCCCCCUCACCCUCCACCCCGGCCUCCCCCGCCCAGCAGGCCACCAGCAUCUGGUCGCGCAGCAUCACCGUCACAAGCAAGGCGACCUCGUACCUCGCGCCAUUCCAGCUCGCCUUCUCGCAGUUCCCUGGCUCGCUGCUCGCCGCAGCGGUCGGCUGGGCCAUCGGCACCGCGUACCGCCGCGACCUGCUGCCCGGCGCAUACGCAUGGCGGGUGCCCGGGUGGAUGGUCGGCCAGGCCGACGGCGACGCAGGCGGCUUCGACAGUCUGCGGCAGCGGCUCGAGAGCGAGCGCUCCGAGGGCGCCAGCACGGGGAUCCUGGCCGGCGAGACGGGGGGCCCGGCCCGGCAGCGGCGCACGCUGGGGGAGAUGAUCGGGGGGCAGUUCGGGGCGCGCGGGUAG
Boeremia exigua is the source of this 864-nucleotide messenger RNA. RefSeq lists its product as uncharacterized. Lineage: Eukaryota; Fungi; Ascomycota; Dothideomycetes; Pleosporales; Didymellaceae. The transcript has 2 exons. Bases 1 to 864 code for a protein of 287 amino acids. Gene Ontology annotation, molecular function: serine-type endopeptidase activity. The record is from RefSeq and is a predicted model, not a curated record.